Molecule: messenger RNA, 2046 nt
Organism: Glarea lozoyensis ATCC 20868
Lineage: Eukaryota; Fungi; Ascomycota; Leotiomycetes; Helotiales; Helotiaceae
Exons: 4
Coding region: 1-2046 (681 amino acids)
Biological process (GO): positive regulation of transcription by RNA polymerase II
Cellular component (GO): nucleus
Molecular function (GO): transcription cis-regulatory region binding; DNA-binding transcription factor activity
Source: RefSeq, a predicted model, not a curated record
AUGAACCGUGUGGGUGAGGUCGAUGAUGGGAACGAGAAGCUCGGUGGAUUCUACGCAUACAGAAACUCUUUUAAAGAGAACCACGUGUGGGUAGAUGUGCCAAAGAACAGUAUGUGUCCAGCGGCUCUCGUGGCUGGGGUCAAGGCUGACGAAAUAUCGAAAGUUACAUUUCACAAUGUCGUAGACCCUUACAACAUGGAAGCCACGCCUGAGCCGGAAGUAGCACCGAACGUCGAAACUCCUGUUGUUCCGCAGAUGGACCAAGCGACAACCCAUUAUGUCCAUACGAAUUUUGAUGGCGCAGCAGGAUUGGAGGCUCUUUCAGCAGCCGCGACGGGUGCCUUUCCGUUCAUACGCCCACUGCCAGUUGUCGAACAGCCAUCUCCUCAUUCUCUUAACAAUAUCAAUUUUCUAUUGAAUCCCGCGGGGCCGGAUAGUACCAUCAGUGUCCCUACAACUCCGAUCGAUCCUAUUCUAGAUCAACGUGUACUGCGACAGCCUUAUGGCUCACCGGUAGUCGAAACACACGAAAUAGCGUUUUUGUUACGCCACUUUGGUGAGACUACAGGCCAAUGGAUGGACCUUUUUGAUCUGGGGUGCUACUUUGCGCAUCAUGUUCCAGUCCAAGCCAUCAGGAAUCCUCUUGUACGGUAUUCGGCCUGUGCUUACGCUGCGAAGCAGCUUGGGCGCGUCCGAGGGAGGAAAGCAGUAAUUGGCGGGAUUGUCACUCAACAAGCAGAUAUGGAACUGUAUCCUCAUCCAGAAACAGUUGACUGGGCUUACAUUGGAGCCAAAUACUAUGAUCUUGCGAUAUCAUUACUAAUGGAAGAGCUUUUGUCGUCUGGAAACCAAGGAAGUCAAGAAACGCCCCUAAGCCCAGUUACCCCUUUUGAUGAGACAUCAAGCCCUCAAAUAAGUAACGCCUCGGCACGAAGUAAAUCCAGAACGCCAGGCCACAAGAGGCAGCGGCUUUCGAAACCGGUCAUAGUAGCGAACGCCGAUGAGACACUCGGUGCAGCUGCUAUUUUGUGCGUAUAUGAGUUUUUAGACAACGCUAAUACCGCAUGGUCUCGUCAUCUCAGUGGGACAAAAUCUUUGUUUGAUUUCGCCGAGAAAGAAGGAAUGAUGCCUGUAGAAUCGCCAACAAGUCCUGGUGCAUUAUCACAACGGAUAAAACCCUCGCGAGCACGCAGAGCGACUUUCUGGAAUUUUGCACGGCAAGACUUUCUAGCUGCUUUUAUAAACGAGGGUCAUACGAGAUUAAACACUGAAGACCUCGGUCUUUGGAGAGCUGCAGGACUUCUCAUAGACGACGCUGGCUUUGUAGUUCCAAGCAAUACCGAGGACUCGCAUUUCCCAGAGCGGCAAAUUACCAUGCGCGAAGAUAUGAUUUCCAACGCACUCAUCUGGAUAAUGUCGAAAUUAAUCAACUACUUUGCUUCUGGAGAUUCUGUGGACAACGUCUAUCCCCAAGAUCGAGCAAGCCCGAAUGCAUUCAUAGGUAUAAACCAGAUGCUUCUGCUGGAGCGAUGGAGAGAGCUUGAAAAAGAGCUCGAUGUAUGGUAUCAAGGAUUACCAGAUACAUUUAAGCCUUGCGCUCAAUUACCUCCCAUAACAGAUGGAACUGUCCCUCGCGACUCGCCGAGGAAUGUCUUUUCUGAAGUAUGGUACAGCAUACCUAUGUGUGCCUCGACGAUGCAGUCAUAUCAUAUGGCAAGAAUACUUCUCCUGAUCAAUAGGCCUCAUGAAUCGACCGUUCGUCGAACCACACUUACCAGUCGGCUGCAUUCCUAUCGAUCAAUUGACGCUGCUGUUCGCGACCACAGCCACCAGAUUUGUAGCAUUGCACUUGGUCGACCAGAAGGUAGUGUCAGAAUCCAUCAGGUUCAACCACUCUUUGUUGCAGGUCAGUGCAUGCACGAAACACGUGAGCGCCGUGUUAUUCUGGAUCUACUGCGAGGUGUGGAAUAUGACUUGGGAUGGGCGACUGAUUACCGCGUUCAACAGUUAUUGAAAGAGUGGAACUGGUCCGGGGAGCUCAGCUGA